Anneissia japonica is the source of this 687-nucleotide messenger RNA. RefSeq lists its product as uncharacterized. NCBI's taxonomy places the organism in Eukaryota, Metazoa, Echinodermata, Crinoidea, Comatulida, Comatulidae. The coding region runs from base 1 to 687 and encodes 228 amino acids. The record is from RefSeq and is a predicted model, not a curated record. The transcript has a single exon.
AUGAAGGAAGAGAAGAUCAAAGCUCUGGAGCUGCAUUAUUUUUCCGACGCCAGCCAAACUGGUUAUGGAGUGGCAGUUUACCUUCGGGUAGUGUACGAGAAUAUAGCACCACACGUAAAAUUCGUGUUAGGCAAGGCCAGGGUAACACCCUUAAAUAGAAAAAUUACAAUACCUCGACUGGAGCUGUCAGCAGCGGUGGUGUCAGCUAGGUUGUCUUCAUACCUGCAACGAGAGCUAAGAUGUGGCAUGACAAAGCAGUUUUUCUGGGUAGAUAGUAAUGUAGUCCUGGGAUAUAUAAAUAAUGAAACCAAACGUUUCCACACUUAUGUGGCAAAUCGGGCUCAAACCAUCAGAGAUCUAACCGAUAUCAAUCAGUGGAGGUACAUUCGAUCGGAGGACAAUCCCAGUGACGAUGGCAGCCGUGGACUAACGGCUAAGAAGUUGAGUCUUAAUUCAAGGUGGAUAAAUGGUCCACCAUUUCUGUGGGAAAAGGAGUUUGUUCCACAAGUGGAUCAAGAUAUUUGCUAUGAGGCCAGUGAUGUCGCCGACAUUAAGAAAGAAAUGAAGAGUAAUGUAACUAGCCUACUUACAAAAGCAAAGGAAGAUGAUGGGAUUUUGAAACGCUUUGAAAGAUUUUCCUGUUGGUAUAAAGCCACACGUGCAGCAGCAAAUUGUUUAAGAUUUUAA